Glarea lozoyensis ATCC 20868 is the source of this 1659-nucleotide messenger RNA. Its product is annotated as HET protein. The record is from RefSeq and is a predicted model, not a curated record. The transcript has 2 exons. NCBI's taxonomy places the organism in Eukaryota, Fungi, Ascomycota, Leotiomycetes, Helotiales, Helotiaceae. The coding region runs from base 1 to 1659 and encodes 552 amino acids.
AUGGAUAAUCUCUGUUCUAUGUGCCGCCGUAUUUUUGACGGAACGAGCGAGGAGAUGUCGGCAGACUGCAAACGUCCCGACACGCCCUUCACAUUCUUGGUCACAGCAAAGCUGUAUUGUCAUCACAAUUGUAUCGAGGAUCUAAUAUCUGCAUCUGAUCAGGGUUGUCAACUAUGUCAUUACAUAUGGAGUAAAUUCUCCACAACAGAUCGAGAGAUGAUACAAGCUAGAAAACUUGGUGGCUUUGAAUUCGAAGACAUUUCGAAGCGCAGCCAGAAGGGACACCCUUUUCCGAAUCAUUCCGGUAUAUUAUUUGCGGGCACUAAUCUUGGAACAAUGCGCACCAUUUGGGAGCGGAAUUGGGGGAUCCAAUUUCGUCAUGGAUUCUACUUCGUUUUCACAAGCUUGAAGUUUGGGAACGAUGUACAGGUGGUUUCUUUCUCGAGUAUCAGUAGCCAAAUACAGAACCUUAGCCCUGGUACUGGCUCAACAGAAGCCCUUCAGCUAGCCAAAUCCUGGGUCACAGCCUGUUGUACUAACCACCACUUCUGCCAGCCUCGACAAGGGAGUCAGCAAUACGACGUGAAGCUUCCCACCAGACUCAUAUAUGUUCCUCCGUCUGAGAAGCAGCCUCUAAAGCUCUGUGAUACUAGCAUAUUACCACUGAACACACGUUAUAUGACGUUGAGUCACAGUUGUGGAAACAACAAAUUCACUACUCUCACAAGCCAUAACCUUCGGGCAUUUCUCGACGAAAUUCCAGUAGUCGAGUUGACUGUAACAUUUCGACAAGCUGACGAUGUUACAAGGUUCAUGGAUGUACAGUAUCUUCGGAUUGAUUCACUCUGCAUUAUACAAGACUCCAAUGAGGAUUGGCAGAAUGAAUCCGUGCUAAUGGGUUCUGUCUACUCAAAUAGCUAUUGCAACAUAGCUGCAGCAUACGCUUCGUCUUCUGAAGAGGGUCUCUUCAGCGCGGACAAUUUUAGGGCUUAUAUACCACUUCGAAUUGAGGUGAAAAGUAAUAACCCUUGGUACAUGCACGAAGGAGUCUAUGGAAGCACGGAGCAGCAAAUAUUGCAGGAAAGUGUGGAGGAGUCGCCUUUACUAGAGCGAGGAUGGGUCUUCCAAGAACGAGUCCUGGUCCCAAGAGUAUUGUAUUUUGCUUCCCAGCAGAUUUUCUUUGAAUGCGGUCAAACCUUUAACGGCGAGCUUCCACCGAAACACCUCAAACCGUUAUCUCUCCAAAACAUUUGGUCUGACAGAUUUCACAUUCCGCUCAAAGGAGCUGUUCACGCUAUGAUUCAAAAGAUUCGUGACAAGAGAAGGUCUGUCGGAGCUCUGAGACGAGACUCUAUGCAUUUGGAGGAGGGAGGAGCAGUCGAGCUGUGGAAGUUUCUCGUCAAAAAGUUCACAUCCUGCAAAUUAACCUACCAGUCUGACCGUCUCAUCGCAAUUUCUGCGCUUGCAUACCUCAUACAGCCACUUAUGGAAGGCAGUUAUGUCGCAGGACUAUGGGAAGAAAGCCUGAUACCACAACUCCUGUGGAGGGCUGGAACUACCCAGCCGAAGCCGAACAGCGAAGAGUACAUUGCACCUUCAUGGUCAUGGGCAUCAAAACCAGGGGAGUAUCUACUUUACCGACCUCAUCACCGACCCUGA